This is a messenger RNA of Acipenser ruthenus (sterlet), 5695 nucleotides long. Its product is annotated as ectonucleotide pyrophosphatase/phosphodiesterase family member 2-like. Gene Ontology annotation, biological process: phosphatidylcholine catabolic process; immune response. The transcript has 25 exons. Lineage: Eukaryota; Metazoa; Chordata; Actinopteri; Acipenseriformes; Acipenseridae. The record is from RefSeq and is a predicted model, not a curated record. Bases 225 to 2807 code for a protein of 860 amino acids. Gene Ontology annotation, molecular function: polysaccharide binding; phosphodiesterase I activity; phosphatidylcholine lysophospholipase A1 activity.
CCUUUAACUUUUAGCUUUCCUCCAAAUUUCUUUCAUCCAAUCAAUGCACUGACUUUUUAUGUAUAAGAUGAUGAAAUGAACUCCUAGUCAAAUCAAAGCUGUCUGGCAACCUGACCAGGUGGGAUUAGUUGGAAUUACAAAAAUCACCCAGCAGCACGAGCAACUCGCACUUAGGAGACAACAGGGGUAGAGGACUGUCUGUCAGCCUGUAAGGACUUGUCAAAAUGAGCAAACACAACUGUUUUACGUUAAACCAGGUGCUUUUCGUCGCUUCUUUUGCUUUCGGAGCGAACGUUUGUUUGGGAUAUGUUUUCAAUCGCCACAGAAGAUCUGAAGACUGGGAUGAAGCCCCUCCAGACCCAGGAUAUCACAUCCUUUCAGAUUCCCCCUGGAUUAGCACUUCAGGAUCUUGCAAAGGCAGAUGCUUUGAACUCCAUGAAGCUGAACCUCCUGGCUGCCGCUGUGACAACUUAUGCAAAACCUACAACAGCUGUUGCUCAGAUUUUGAUGAAAAUUGUUUGAGAACAGCUAAAGGCUUUGAAUGCACUAAAGAUCGUUGUGGAGAGUCUCGGAAUGAAGAGAAUGCAUGCCAUUGCUCUGAAGACUGCAUGGGCAAAGGAGACUGCUGUACCAAUUAUGGUGUAGUGUGCAAAGGGGACACUCAUUGGGUGGAAGACGAAUGUGAGGAGAUAAAAUCUCCAGAGUGUCCAGCUGGUUUUGUUCGUCCUCCUCUGGUGAUUAUCUCUGUUGAUGGGUUCCGUGCUUCAUAUAUGAUGAAAGGAAGCAAUGUCAUCCCUAACAUUGACAAACUAAGAUCCUGCGGCACUCACACACCAUACAUGAGGCCAGUAUACCCCACAAAAACGUUCCCCAACUUGUAUACCCUUGCAACUGGACUUUAUCCUGAAUCACACGGAAUUGUUGGCAAUUCUAUGCACGACCCUGUGUUUGAUGCCAACUUUAACCUUCGAGGUCGAGAGAAAUUGAAUCAUCGCUGGUGGGGAGGUCAACCAAUCUGGAUAACUGCCGAAAAGCAAGGGGUGAAGGCUGGUACUUUGUUCUGGCCUUUUGUCAUUCCACUUGAGCGUCGAGUCUUGACUAUGCUGCAGUGGUUUAAUCUUCCUGACAGUGAAAGGCCCUACGUUUAUGCUUUUCACUCUGAGCAACCAGAUCAAGUAGGACACAAACAUGGACCCUUGAGCAAUGAGUUAAAUGGUCCUCUAAAAGAGAUCGACCAAAUCGUUGGCCAGUUCAUGGAUGGCCUGAAACAGAUGAAGCUCCAUCGCUGUGUUAAUUUAAUGAUUGUAGGAGACCACGGAAUGGAGGAGGCAAAUUGUGACAGGACUGAGUUCUUGAGUUCUUACCUGUCUAAUAUUGACGAUAUUAUUUUGGUACCUGGAUCUCUUGGAAGAAUUCGUUCAAGAUCUCCCAACAAUUCCAAAUAUGACCCUAAAGCAGUGGUUGCAGAUCUUACAUGUAAAAAGUCUGAUCAGCACUUUAAGCCUUACAUGAAGCAGCACCUUCCUAAGCGCCUGCACUAUGCAAACAACCGGAGAAUUGAAGACAUCCAUUUGCUUGUGGAGAGGAAGUGGCAUGUUGCGAGGAAAUCUGGGGAGGGAAGGAAACAUCCUGGAAAAUGUAGUUUCUUUGGAGAUCAUGGUUAUGACAACAAAAUCAAUAGUAUGCAGACCAUUUUUCUAGGAUAUGGACCAACCUUUAAACACAAGACAAAAGUUCCAGCAUUUGAAAACAUUGAACUCUACAAUGUCAUGUGUGACCUUUUGGGACUGAAACCUGCUCCUAACAAUGGGACCCAUGGGAGUCUGAAUCACCUCUUGAAAAACCCCCCAUUCAAACCAAGCAUGCCAGAUGAAGUAGCCAAACCAUUACAUCCUGUACCUGCUUCUGCUAUAGUCGAUGAAUUGGGCUGUACUUGCGAUGAGAAGAAUAAAGGAGAUGAACUGAACCAGCGCCUGGCCAACAAGGGAACGGAUGAUAGCAAACAUCUGCUCUAUGGUAGGCCUGCAGUACUUUUCCGCACAAAAUACAGCAUUCUGUACCAUAGCGACUUUAUAAGUGGCUACAAUGACGCCUUAUCAAUGCCUCUUUGGACAUCAUACACAGUUACCAAACAGGCUGAUGUUUCCCAUAUUCCCGACUCGCUGAGCAGCUGCGUGAGGCCUGACAUUCGCGUGCCUCCUGCCAACAGUCAAACCUGCUCUGCUUACAAAGCGGACAAGCAGAUGUCCUAUGGGUAUCUGUACCCUCCACAACUGGCCUCUUCCCCUGAAGCUAGAUAUGAUGCUUUCCUCAUAACAAAUGCUGUUCCAAUGUAUCCCGCCUUUAAGAAAGUGUGGAACUACUUCCAGAGGGUUCUUGUGAAGCGCUAUGCAACAGAACGGAACGGGGUCAAUGUUAUAAGUGGUCCGAUCUUUGAUUAUGACUAUGAUAGUCUUUACGAUACAUCUGACAAAAUUAAACAGUAUGUUGGUGGAUCCGUUCCAGUGCCAACACACUACUACAGUAUUAUAACCAGCUGUCUGGACUAUACUCAGGCAACAGAUACAUGUGACGGUCCCCUGAGCGUGUUCUCUUUCAUUCUUCCUCACAGAGCUGAUAACGAUGAAAGCUGUGAUAGUUCAGAGGAAGAAUCAAAGUGGGUUGAAGACCUCAUCAAGAUGCAUACAGCCCGAGUGCGGGACAUUGAAAUUUUGACCGGAUUGGAUUUCUACCGCAAGACCAGCAGAAGUUACAUAGAGAUUCUUUCUUUAAAGACUUACUUGCAUACCUACGAGAGUGAGAUAUAACCUGCUAACUGUAAUCGGUACAUCUUUGACGCACAAGUGUAUAUUUUUAUACUGUUUUGUAUUUAUUAUUUCUAAAUCCUGAACUUUUUUUAAGGCUGUUUUUUAGUAUUCUAAUCCUUUGUAACAAAUCCAAUUUUUUUUCAGCUAACAAGCAUGUGUGUUUUUAGAUUGUUUUAAUGUCUAACUUUAAUUGGAUUUAGUGUCUUUUGUUAAAUAUCUGCAGUACUGUGGCUUUUUGAACCCACAUUUUGAAGUGGUGCUGCAGGAUUGGGACUUUGUAAUCUCCCGAAUCUUGUUCUGUAUACAACAAUGAAUUUAUAAUUUGUAAUAUUUCAUUUAUGCUUGUAUUAACUGUGUGAUUUGACUUAUUUAUGCCUCACAGAUCAAUUAAAUCUCAAAUAUAAUAAACAAUGUUUUAAAUAAAUACAAAGGUUAAAAAGGCAUUAGGGAAAGCACCAGUGAAACAUUUGACUUAUACAGUAUAAGGAACAACCAAGAUAUAUUACUGGGGUCAGAACAGACCUUUACCCAUUAUUAAGUAUAUUGCUGUGAGUUGGACUACAAUGUAAAGGUAAUUUGACAAAAAUGAGUAAACAAGUUUAGGCAAAUAAAAUCAAAAUGACAAUGUACAAGAUUCAGACAAAAAGUCAGUGGUUCCUGCAACAAAGCUAUGUCAAAUUCCAUUAAAUACAUUUGUGUGCAACACUAUAAAAACACUUACAAACCAAACAAUGUACAUACAGUCUCAAUCCUAACAUGUAUUAUCAUGGUUUUCAAAUGGUGGUUGGGACACUGCGGCCCAGCCAUUCAACAGUUUAGAGUAAGUAGCAGGGUUCUUGAAAAUGUUCAAAAUGUUCGCUCUAGUGCACUUAGUGUAAGGAUUAUUGCCCACAUUGCCAAACAGGUCACAGCAAUAAUGAUCCAUGAUGUGGUACGGAAUAGAAAAGCCAGAGCACUUGUUAUCCUUUUUUUAUUUUUUAAAAUCGCUUUAAAACAGAGCUUUGAAACAGACUUUCAAGUUAUAAGUUUAAAAAAGUUGUCAGGAUGUUAACAAUGAAAAGAAAAAUUACAGUUACAUUAUUUAAACAGUUGUAGCAACACAUGGGGACGUGCUAUAUAAUGCUAUAUUUUUCAAAACCCUGCUUCUUACUCUUUAAAUUGUGGGACUUGUAUUAAAUUGGUCCAAUUAAGCAAAUAAGUAAAAUUAUGUUAAGACCCAAAGUAGCAUGAAAAUGAGAUGACUCUGUAGCCCAAGUCACACACCUGCUCAUUGAGUGCUACAGUUAACUUGACUUCAUAAUUUUCCCUUUAGUAACCUCUCUCACAUGGACAAACUUAGAGUCUGAGUUUAUAGUCGUGGUUGGUUUUCUUCUUUUCCCAGUACUACUAAAGUAAGAGUUCUCACACUAUCCUUUGUUCUUUUUAUUUUUUGUCUACAAAAGUGAAGCCGCGUUAUUUUUUGUGUGCUCCACUCAAGCAGUUCCAACAUCUUCGGUAAAUCUGGAUUAUGUGUAGGAGUGGUUUCUGUUUCUUCAUUUGAAUUAUCAAGUACAGUUUGUUCAACAUUUCUAAUUUUAAAAACAGGUUGACAAACACACUGUUCCCCAAAACUGCUUGCAUUACAAGAGCAACAAACCAGUUUUCAUGCUGACAACACCAAUGCAGCCGUUUUCCAUAACAACUGACAAGUUUUCACAAUCAAUAACUUAUGCGCUGUUCUCUGUGAUCAACUUAGCCAAGUUCUUUCUAAUGUCAUCUAUGGUUCUGCCCUUUGUUUUUAACACUGAACUUGCAAAACUAAUGUGCUUGCACAGAUCAUGAACAUUUACAAUCGCAUGUCAUGUUAACCAGGUCAACCACAUGUUAGCUUAAGCCUGUGAAGGAACCAUACAUCUUCCGUACCCAUAAAUUGUUAAAUCCUUAUCUAACCCUUUCUGUAUCAUAGUCGUUGCUGUGGCUAAAGAAGCAUCUUUUCCAGCAAGUCUGAUGUGUCCAAUUUCAGUCAAGUGAUCCAGGUAGCUGAAAAGAAAAAAAGUAUUUUUAGCUGUAUGUUUAAAAGAAAGCUCCAAGUCAGGGGUGGCCAUCUCCAGACUUUCAAUGGAAACAGAAUACACCUUUCAGCCUUGUUGUUCGUCUCACUGUUAGUCUGCCCAAAAUGUGUGUAUUAUACAUUGAUUAUUGGCUACAAUUGAGUAUAUAACUCUUGUUGUCGUUCAUGCAAGGUGCAAUUUUUUGCAAAACAUACUUGUAACACGUGAAACCACCACAACAGAAUUUUUGCCUCUGGAAAGACUUUACGAACAGCAUUGACUUCUUUGAGGUCUCUGUCAAUCAUCACACAUCUAAAAAAGUUUUCUAUUUAAAAUCACUAACUUUGGGUUCACAGGUUUUCGGAAAGUAAAGCAAUGCAGAAUAUAUAUGACAGUCCAGUGUUAUUUACCAAAGUUACAUAUUAGCAAAUAUGAAACAACCAAUAAACAAAAGCAAAAUGAAAAAAAUUCUAAAUUUACAAUUGUAAGAAAUACUAUCAUUUUAUAUAUUUUAUGAUGUGUAACACAUUCAAGUAUGGUGUGUGGAGGCUGUGUGGUCCAGUGGUUAAAGAAAAGGGCCUUGUAACCAGGCGGUCCCUGGUUCAAAUCCCACCUCAGCCACUGACUCAUUGUGUGACCCUGAGCAAGUCACUUAACCUCCUUGUGUUCCGUCUUUCGGGUGAGAUGUAGUUGUAAGUGACUCUGCAGCUGAUGCAUAGUUCACACACCCUAGACUCUGUAAGUCGCCUUGGAUAAAGGCGUCUGCUAAAUAAACAAAUAAUAAAGUAACUGUAACAAAUGUCUAAAAUCUGAAAUUGUCUAUGUCCACCCUCUUUCAUUAAAUUUCUCUUAAACCUC